Molecule: messenger RNA, 408 nt
Organism: Penicillium expansum
Lineage: Eukaryota; Fungi; Ascomycota; Eurotiomycetes; Eurotiales; Aspergillaceae
Exons: 3
Coding region: 1-408 (135 amino acids)
Source: RefSeq, a predicted model, not a curated record
AUGAACCACAAAUCCAUGAGGAACUACCAGCCUACGAAGAGGCGACUGAUCCAAUUCGUUGGCUCUCCGCUCGAUGAUGUUGUCACCAAGAAUGGCCCAAACGGACAGAAAUGGCGAGAUACGAUAGAAGCAGUCUGCAAUUCAAUAAAGGAAGCUGAUUCAAAGAUCAUCUUUGCAAACAUCCGGGGUGCCAACUCCCAUUUGUCCUCGACGGACAAGGGUGACACGCAAGAUGUUAUAUCAGUGUCUCUGCAUACGAAGUCUGGUACUUCUGUGGGCGCGAUUCAUAUACAUCUUGAUGGCACCUGGAAGUUAUUUGGAACCUGUCGUGAAUCAAAGGCUCGACACGCUGCUAAAAUCAAAAGUGCCAAUAUCCCAGGGUAUAUCUCGACUAGAAGCACUCCCUAG